Helianthus annuus (common sunflower) is the source of this 1778-nucleotide messenger RNA. RefSeq names its product monodehydroascorbate reductase 4, peroxisomal. The record is from RefSeq and is a predicted model, not a curated record. NCBI's taxonomy places the organism in Eukaryota, Viridiplantae, Streptophyta, Magnoliopsida, Asterales, Asteraceae. The coding region runs from base 156 to 1607 and encodes 483 amino acids. The transcript has 7 exons. Gene Ontology annotation, cellular component: cytoplasm. Gene Ontology annotation, molecular function: oxidoreductase activity, acting on NAD(P)H; flavin adenine dinucleotide binding.
AAUAUCAAAAGGAAUUAUAUACUUUCCUUUUCUUCCAUUAAAGAAGAAUGAAUCAUUUGAGAAUCCAUAAAUGGAAUCGCUUGCUCUGCAAUCCAAUUCAAUCGUUAAAAGUCCGCUCGUACCAACGAAAUGCGGAAACAGAGAAUUGAGUAGAAAUGUGGAGAGAUUUUGUUUAUGUGAUAGUUGGUGGGGGUGUCGCCGCGGGUUAUGCAGCUCUUGAAUUUACAAAAAAAGGUGUCUCUCAUGGUCAACUAUGUAUCAUCUCCAACGAAACUGUGGCUCCUUAUGAGAGACCUGCACUAAGCAAAGGUUUUCUAUUUCCAGAAGCUCCUGCGCGCCUUCCUGGAUUUCAUACAUGUGUAGGUGCCAAUGAAGAGAAAUUAACACCAAACUGGUACACUGAACAUGGAAUUGAAUUGAUACUGGGAACCCGAGUUAUAUCUGCUGAUACGAGGCUUAAGACGCUACUGACAGCAACCGGAGACACCAUCACCUACAAAUAUCUCAUCAUUGCAACCGGUGCUCGGGCAUUGAAACUUGAAGAGAUUGGUAUAAACGGAUCCAACGCUGAAAAUGUAUGUUAUCUGCGUGAUCUAGCUGAUGCAACCAAGCUCGUGAACAUGAUGAGAGUGUGUACGGGCGGAACCGCCAUUGUCAUAGGAGGAGGUUAUAUUGGAAUGGAAUGUGCUGCUUCUUUGGUGAUGAACAAGAUCAAGGUUACCAUGGUGUUCCCCGGAUCGUAUUGUAUGGAUCGUUUAUUCUCCCCGAAAAUAGCGCGCUAUUACGAAGAUUUCUACAAGUCGAAAGGGGUGAAUUUCAUCAAAGGCACAAGCUUGUCAUCUUUAGUUAUUAACUUAGAUGGGAAGGUCACGGGAGCUAAACUUAAGGACGGACGUUACGUUCACGCGGACAUGGUUGUCGUUGGGAUCGGGGCCCGCCCCAACACGAGCCUAUUUGAAGGCCAGCUCACUUUCGAAAACGGAGGAAUUCAAGUAAACAGCCAAAUGCAAUCAAGUAAAACCUCAGUCUACGCAGUUGGAGAUAUUGCAUCAUUUCCCGUUAAGCUUUUUGGCGACACUCGAAGGCUCGAGCAUGUUGACGCCGCUAGAAAAACCGCCAAGCACGCUGUGUCUGCAAUUAUGGAGCCAAAAACCACUCCGGAUUUCGAUUACAUGCCAUUCUUCUACUCAAGGGUGUUCUCAUUGUCUUGGCAGUUUUACGGAGACAAUGUUGGGGAAGUAGUUCAUUUUGGUGAUUUUUCGGGGACUAAAUUUGGAGCGUAUUGGGUGAAUGAUAACCGGUUGGUUGGAUGUUUUCUUGAAGGUGGAGGGAAUGAAGAUUAUGUGGCUAUAGCGGAUGCAAUCAGGCUUAAACCGGUUGUUUUGGACUUGGGUGAGCUUGAGAGGAAGGGUGUGGAUUUUGUGUUGGCGGUGGGCCAGAAACCGCCAGUAUCGCCCACUGUUUGUUGUGGUGGUGGUGAUUCUAGUAUUCCUUUGAAGAAAGGAGGUUACUUGUGGUAUGCAGUUUCUGGCAUUGUUGUGGCUGCUUCGGCAGCUGCAUUUGCGUAUUGGUAUGCUGACUCUGGAAGCCUCUACCGAUAUGGAUAGAGGUAAGGUGUGGCUACAUCUCACCGUUCCUAGACUUUUCCAGUAGCUUUGCUAUUUGUGGCAUUUAUUGGUUGCGGUUGUUGUUGUUGUAUGCUAAGUAGGCUGUGAAAUUGAUUUAUUUGUUUUAAGUUGAAUAUUGGUAUAUAAAUAAUAAUGUUGGAUUUUAAAGCA